AUGUUCAGGCGUCAAUCCUCCCUCCCGCGGCCUCAAUCCUCCCUCCCGUGGCCUCAAACCGCUUCCCCAUGGCAGCAAUCCUCCCUCCCGCCGCCACGCCUCAAUCUGCCCGCCGACGCGUCCGACCUGCGCGCCGACGCGGACGACCAGCGCGGCGACGCGGACGACCUGCGCGCCGACGCGGACGACCUGCGCGCCGCCGCGGACGAACAGUGCGCGGUCGCCGACGACCUACACACCGACGCGGACGGCCAGCGCGCGACCACCGACGACCCGCGCGCCGAUGUGGACGGCCAGCGCACAACCGCCGACGACCCACGCGCUGACGCGGACGGCCAGCGCACGACCGCCGACGACCCGCGCACUGACGCGGACGGCCAGCGCGCGACCGCCAACGACCCUCGCGCUUACACGGACGGCCAGCGCGCGACCACUGACGGCCCGCGCGGAGCCGCGUCCGACCUGCGCGUCGGCGCGGACGGCCAGCGUGGAGCAGCGGCUGACAUGCGCGCCCUCGCGGACGGCUGCCCGCGAUCGCCACGACCCCCCCUUCACCCGCGCCCUGCCCCACACUUCCGCGCCAACCUCCCUCCCCCUACUCCACCCUCCACGGCACCAGCAGCGGCACCCGUGGAAAGUGCCAUCCGUGCCUACCGCACCACACUCAACGACCACCUUCGCCGCCAACUACGCUAUGAGGACGACAAGCGCACCUAUGACGAGGCUGCUGCCCGACACCGCAAAUACCAAGCCCGGCUCACCAUGUAUACCACACGCCUCGCCACCUACACCACUGACAUUGCUGCGUGGCGCAUUGCUGAUCGCCGAGCUCUCGCCAUCCUCCUCGCCACUAUCCCUUCCUCCCUCAAACGAGAGCUUUUACCCACCACCUCCUCCCACCUGUGGCAACUGCUUGUCGACCUCUUCGUGUAG
Messenger RNA from Closterium sp. NIES-65, 933 nucleotides. The record is from the annotation of a GenBank genome assembly. Lineage: Eukaryota; Viridiplantae; Streptophyta; Zygnematophyceae; Desmidiales; Closteriaceae.